Messenger RNA from Trichomonas vaginalis G3, 583 nucleotides. RefSeq names its product organellar and viral DNA polymerase type B. NCBI's taxonomy places the organism in Eukaryota, Parabasalia, Trichomonadida, Trichomonadidae. The record is from RefSeq and is a predicted model, not a curated record. The transcript has a single exon. The annotation marks the transcript as partial.
AUGAGUAUAGCUGCAUAUGCGUAUGAAGCUGACAGAGCUAAACGUUUAUAUUUUGGUCAAUACUCUCUCACACUUACUGACAAAUAUAUUGUUAUCAGUGAUGGAAAUACCGAGAAAUACAUAACAUGGAAGGACUAUGAAAAGUUUGACCCUAUUUUAACUCCAUGUACUAUGCCGUUUAUAAAGGACGGUGAAAUUAUUGAAAAAGAUAAUACAACAGUAUAUAAGUCUGUAUAUGAAGCGUUAGAAUAUAUGUUGAAUUAUAAUCCCGAAAGAUUUGACCCAAGCACUACACCAUGUGCAAUGCCUUUUAUUAAGGACGGUGAAAUCGUAAGAGUUCCGGAUUCAACGGUUUACACAGCUGUUCAAAACAGUUUACAAAACAUUUUAGCGAAUAUCUUUAAUUCAGAAACUACAGAAAUAAAAUUACCAUAUAUAACAGAUGCUAAAGAAAUUAAAUCAAAAACGACAACAUUAUUUACGUCACUUAAUGAUUUAAUGACUUAUAUCAUUAAUAUUCCUGCACCAACUACAGCAUUUGAUCCAAACUCGACGGUUUGCAGUGUACCUUUCAUAAAUGACA